Molecule: messenger RNA, 600 nt
Organism: Trichoplax adhaerens
Lineage: Eukaryota; Metazoa; Placozoa; Uniplacotomia; Trichoplacea; Trichoplacidae
Exons: 3
Coding region: 1-600 (199 amino acids)
Source: RefSeq, a predicted model, not a curated record
AUGAAGAUUUCUCUUGCUCUCGUGUGUAUUUUACUCUGUAUAACUACGUUUGCGUUUGCUAUGGUAAAAUAUCCUAAAAUCCGAAGACCGAUUUAUGAUAAAAAAUUGUGCCUUCAUUUCAAUUUACUAAUAGAUACAUACUCUCGAAGCGCCUAUACCAGACGAACGGCACCACCAAUCUGUGGAAAUAGCGUGAUUGCUCUUAAAGUCUAUGAGACAUUAGUCAUCGCUUGCCCAGGUGGUUGGAGAGGACAUAUUAGUAAUGCAAAAUUAUGCGCUAGAGGUUAUCAUGUGUGCAAUAAAAAUGAUCGAGCAUCUCUACUUUCCAAGAUCACUUUUUCGCGUGGUAUUCAAAUCCCUGGCUGCUAUGCUUUUAAUGCUGCCCAUGAUUUUGGACGAUGUAUUGAUUGCAAGAAUAGGGAACAUCAAGAUGAUCUAGGUGGUGUAGGCAUGACAUGCCCUAGAAAAACCACUAGUCAAAAUACAUCCUGCUUAACAGGCGGAACUAUUGAUGCAGCAAUGGAUGUUUCUUCCUUUGCGACUAAUAGAGCUUGCCAUUAUCACCCAGGAAUAUCUGGUGUUUUGUGUUGUGAGAAUUAA